UUCUCAGCGGUAUUUUUUUUAUUACCAUAGGUCUAAAAUCAGAUUUUAUAAAUUUUGAUAUAAAAAAUAAUCCCUCAUUCCUUUCUAUCAAGGGUGGUUUGAACCUAAAUCACAAACGAUCCAAUCUUCUGAGCAGUAAUAUUUUGUGUCAAGUAAUUAGUAUAUCCAUCAAAUUAAGUCGAAGACUUUAGAUAGUUGACUUGCAAAAUGAUUAGAUAUAAGAGAUUAAAUUAAUGGGAUUAGUGGUGUUAGAAAAAUGGGAUUGAAAAAUAAAUUAGAUUGUAGAGCUUAAUACUUGGUCGUGAUUUACAUGACACUAUUUAAGAAGAAACUGUUAGUUUAUGUAUCAUCCAAAUAUAUCGUUGAGAUUGUUUGUAAAUAAUUAAGGGUGUUACAAAACAAAAUAUUAAAGACGCGUCAUAUACUCUUUUAAUUGGUAUCACUGUGAUUGUUUGAAAGGUCAAACAUUUUAUUAACCAUCUUAUUGUUUUCAUCAUUCGAUAUACUAAUCAUAUUCAUAUAAUUUAUAUGAAUUUAUCAUCUUUAGUGAAUUUAUCUUUACUACAAGACAAAAGAAGUAAUUAUUUGCAAACACGUCUUCUUUUAAAUAGAGGCCGAAAGCAUAUUUGCCAAAAUCUCUAGUUUUUUUUGUUCGUCAAAUCGAAAUCUGUUAAUUCCCACUGUUUUUAGCAUGAUUAUUGGAAAUUUGGAAUGACUUGACCCCUCUCAUUUCAGUCGAGUGACUUCGGUACAUAUAAAUGAUGAUCGAGACUUCGCAAACAACAACGCAAAAAGUAUAAUUGGUCUAAAGUUUAUUUAAUUAUUAUUUUGACCCUUAUUACAGUUGAUGGUGCUUAUAUUAACAGACAAUAAUAGAAAACGAAGUGCACUCAGCUCUCAUUCAAGCUUUGGAUAUUAGAUGUUAGGCCCUUCACUUGCGUUCCGAUUCCUAAACGUUGGUGAAUCUCGAUAUUAACUUUAUUGCUCCUCAGCUCUACAGCUUCUUGUACAGUUGUACUGUGAUACACUUGGGGAGAUGAUCUACAUUUGUGAAUCUAGCAUGAAUACUACCAAAGGAUGAGCUCGAACGUACCUUCAUGGUAAACGAAAAGGAAAGGUUGAAACUAGUGUAACUUCAAAUUAUACUGAUUCUACAAUGCAGCUAAAAACAAAGCACAUGGAAAAAACACCGUGUAAGUCGCCUUAGCUAUCUUAUACAACAGUUUGGUUGAUUUUGAUGUCAUAACUAAUUUAGGUUAGAAGUCGUAGUAAUAAAUCAUGUAACAAAGCCGCCUUAUACAGUAACAUAUUAUGGAUUAGACAUGUAUCUAUAUUUUCUUCAGCAUACCAUGUAAAAAUGUAGAGAAUAGUUUGUUAGAGAGAGUUGUCAAGAAUAGUGGCCUGUCUUUUUAAUUAAUAUUUUGGACCAAACAUUUGAUUUUAUGGAAAAGUGAUAAUACAUCACUAUGUUUGUUAAAUUUUCUUGCUUGAAUUCCCAGCAAGUGUCUUUGUUAAUUUGAUUAAUAUUUGCAGAAACAUAAUAUUACAUGUUUACAUAUCAAGCUUUCACUCUUUAGUUUUUUUCCCUGCACGUAAAAGGUAUUCUUAAUCAUCACACAGGCCAUUCUGUUAUCCAUAACCAUAUGUAUGAGCUAACUGAUUUUCUAAAUUUUAUGGAUUUUAAGCAAAUAAAUAAUGUAAAACUAACACAGUGUGAAGAUCUUUCUCGUAAAACGAUCAAAUGUUUUUAAUAUUUGGAUGUAAGACUAACUAUAAAACAAGAAUUAAGAGCACGAGAGUCUUAUACUUUUACACUACGCGGCUUCUAUACUUUACAAGGGAGGAGGCACGCCUGUCACUUUUCAGUUUACUAUAUGCGUUUAAUAAAUAAUCAAACUAGUUGGAAAUAAAUUAAUAACAAAUCAACUCUUAAAGUUGAUACCUUCUUGGCUUCUUGGGUCUCAUUUUCACACCGAUCUAAAAUAACUUCGGUUAAGGAAAAGCUAAGCAAACCAUCUUUAGUAAUCAAGAAAAGCCCUUCCAAAUUUUUCUGUUCCUUCUAGUUCUAGCUAUAUAAUUGAUUUACCUUGUGUUAGUUAUUUAUUUGCUGAAUCCUAAUAUCAGUUGUAUUUUGUAGUUAUUGGAUCAUUCGAACAAAUAAAUCACAAGGAUUUCAACCACGUUCUUUAAAUUUAUAGAGAUAAUAUGCAACUUUUAAGUUUAUUCUCGAGAAUUUUGUUCUCCGGUUAAAGUUUGCUUAUUACAAAUUCUAAUUAGAGAUAUUGGGUUAUCCCUAUUGUCAAUACCACGAUGUAGGAAGUACAUAAUAUAGUAUAAGAACCAGGGAAUAUAGACAUAAUCAUUAUAUAUUUUUGUCGCAUUUUCAAAUAAAAAAGUAUUUAAGAUUAUUAGAUUGUGCCUCAAUUGGUUAAGCUUCGAGAUGAAGAAAAUUUAUGAAUCUUCUUGUUUGGCUCAAGAAUGGAAAUAGUUGUUAUUGUGCGUAAUUUUUAUAUUGAUUAGUCGCACGAUGAAUGAUAACAUGAUAUAUUGAUGUAACUAAAAAUGAAUAGAUAAUAAUACAAAAUGCUUUAAUUUUACAUUUAGGGGUAAAGAGUAUAAGACUAACAAAGCACAAACUCUUCAACCGGAAUGAACUAAAGAGAUCAGUAAACAUUUAUCCUUUUUGUUCGAACAGUAAACAUUUACCAAUUAACUUCGCGUUUCAAUCGUUUUACGAGAGUUUUGUCACUUGAUAAUAUACUUCAUUGAGAAGAUGUCGUGUAAGCUACUCAAGAGAAAGGUAGCUAUUUCUCCAAUUAGCUCUUUUAAUGAGUAUUCUGACUAAAGUCUGAAGCAGACGUUAAUCGUAAAAUCUAAUUUAUAAAUUAGUAACUGCUGAAAAAAGAGAGCUAAUGUUUGCUAACAAGAUGACAAGAAUGUAUCUAAUCGACGUAUAUCUUGACACAAAAUAGACAGUUAGAUUGGAAACGAUUGUCCAAUACAAAGUUGUAGGUUUUAGUCGCAUUAUGGAAAAUUCUAACGGAGGCAUUUUUACACAUCGUAGAAAAGGAUGCAUUCUUCUUUUUUUUUUGUAAAGGCUUUCAACAUGAAACAUAUACAUGCAAUAAAUUAGUUAUUUAAGAGAAACACAAUUAUACCAACACAUAACUUUACAUUCAUAUAUUAGAUAUAAUAAUAUAUUUUAAUGAUUAUUUAUAUAUUUAAAAAGAAAUACUAACAACCGUCAUCUCCUAAUUAAUUAAUAUAUGAUAGUUUCGAUUGAGGUUUGCCUUCGAUUUUAUGUUUAAGAAAAAGGGUUUGUCUUCGAUGGCUUCUAUGUGUAUGGUAUCUCAAUUCUCAAGAUUCCUAAGCCGAAAGUACAUGCCUAAUCAAGCUUUCCACUCUUUUUUUUUAUUUUUACAUUUUCCAGACCGGACCAAGUCAACCAUAUAUCUUGUCUUCCAUUAUUUUAGUCCAAAAGAGUAAAAAAAAAUUAUCGCCACUGAGAUAUGUUUUUAUAUAACAGUUUUGGAUAUAAAUAUUUGACUGUGUAACCAAGAAUGUUGCAUAUUAUUUGAUACGUUGCAUCAGCACUUCAGUGGGAUGAUGGUAAACGCUUUAGGUGGGUGGGUAGAGGAAAAGUAUGCAACUUGCCUCACAAACUAUCUCUUUUGGCCUUCUUGAUAUAGAAUGUUGAUCGUUACACUAAUGAAUCUUAUCUAUUAAUAGCAACCACAUAUGAGUAAAAUACAUAUUUUCUACGACCAAGUGUGAAUGGCAGAAAAGAGUUGAUGCUUUAAUUAACUUCUAUAGUAUUCUUGGAUCUUAUCAUUGGCUAGUAGAACAGAGCUAAUCAACCCAUUUUUGGCAAGGAAUAAUCUAAGAGCUGACAAGUUAAUCUUGCAAUUAAAUACAAUAUUUCCUAUUCAUUUUUAAGAACUUAGCAUUCAUGAAAAUAAAUCAUGCAAGCGAGUGAUGAUAAGCCUGUGAUUUUUCUGAUUUAGAAUUCUAAUUUGUGUGUGAUUUUGGUGCUUGGUUUUUAGACUAAAUCGUCCUUGAGCAUUUAGAUUCUGAAAUCAAACGUCCAGGCAGAGAGGCAUUGUUAUAAACACACAAAUUUAUCAAACAAAAGACGCAAGGAAGCAACUUGUCCGCUUCUAUUGCUAAAACAAAGUCUCUUGGAAGCAGUUUGCAAGAUGAAAAAGCGAAGAAAGAAUUUGAUUAUUACAUGAUCAGAACAUCUCUCCAUGCCUGCUUAGAACCUGUGUUCCAGCUUCUCUUUUUCUUGCUAGUGUUGGGCAUAUCUACGUUCAUUUUCAUACCAAAAAAAAGACACAUCGAGAGUAUAUGCACAUUACACAAACAAAGUUAAUAGAUUCGACAAAGCAUAGACCUUUCAAUCCGGCUAUAUUCAGCGUAUCAACCUCUCCGUUUUGAAGGUUAAGUGAAUUGUUUUCUAUUACACUGGGUUUUUAAAUGGGCCUUAGAUUAAAAGGCCUCCGUCAGAAGUGAUUAAUCGCCGAAAGGGCCGUAUCUUCUAGUAAAGUGAAUUGUUUUUUUUAACAACUAUUUUAUUUUAUUUUAUUAAAAUGGAGUAUUAUUUAAAUAAAAUGUAAAAUUGUUUAUGAGCCUCAACUUUAGUGUUCAACUAUUUAUUUGUUUUGCUGGAAGUGAAUUGUUUUUUAUUUACACAGCCUUUAAAAUCGGCCUCAUUUUAAUGACCUUAAGUUGUUGUGGUCCACGUGAAAAUACUGGUUUGUCUUUAUCAGAAUGUUGUUUCCUCUGAGUCUGAGAUCUGAUUCUCAGUGCCCAACCAAAAAUGUCAGUGUCACACCUGCUCUUUCCACAGUUUUCAUUUAAAGUCUUUGUUUUGCUGUGGAAAAUGACAAAUGGGAAAAUAACGAGACAAAGGAAUAACGUAGCAUAUAGUUUAUCGUGAAUGUAUGUCAAAACAAAAAAAAACAAGAAAGUUGAUCGUGAAUGUUUGUUAAAAUGCAUAAUGAAAGAGUUGAAUUACUGCAAGAGAAAAGGUGACGUUAUUAUUGGCAGUUAGUUAUUGUUUGAAUGUUACACUCUAUUAAAGUGCAUAUGCUUAUAUUAGUUUUAUAUAUGUUUGGUGAUAUACAAACAAAGGAAAUCAUGAGAUAGUAGACUUAAUAUGCCUCUUUAUCUGUGAACAACUCGACAUAUGUACAUGAAUAUGGAAUUUGAGUUCAACAUCAAAUUUAAAGACUAUUCUUUUUUUAACUGAACUUAUGAACAAUGAACAUAGAUUUGUAUCAAAAUGAAUUCAAGAAAGAAAAAAUUGCUUUAGUUUAUGCUAUUAAACAAUAUUUGCUUACAAAUGACAAAAAAAAAUCUUACAGGCUUCAAAUUUUGUUAAGAGUUUGAAACAUUCAUAUCUAACAAUUUAGCGAUUGUCUAUAUGAUUAUACGUGAUGUAUAAAAUAAAGUAAUGUUUUUUGGUAUCAAGUUACCAAAAACAUUUUUCUGGUUAUGAUUAAUAAUCGGUUGAUUUGCUAAGACAAAGAAACUUAUAAAUUAAGUAAUAAACUUGAGGCACGAACACACUAGACAUGAUACGAAAUGACUCGAGUUCAAUUCAACUACAGUUUGUUGAAAUUAUGCAAGUGUUGGGUGCAACUACUCCCCUCAACUAAGUUUGCUCCCUUUCAAUGUCUCAGUUUCUCUUCUCAAUUUCAAAGAGGGCGACAUAGAAUAAGUUACACAUUUUACAAGUUAAAACCUAUGGCGUGGAAUAUAAAGUUUCCAGAAUAUGAUUCUGCAAUAUAAAAAAUGUUCAUUAAAUAGUUGCAUUUAAUUGUAAAAAAGGUUUUUGAGAUGAAUAAAUUUAACAUUCCUUUUCAAAAAGAAUAUUCAUCAAAUAAACUGUGUCCAUGAUUUACUAGCUUUUUUGUUGCAAAUAUCAACUAUUUUUUAUUAAAUAAUACAAACUCCAGGAAUACUAGCUAGUAUCAAAUUUGUCUAACAUCCAAAUAUUUAUCUGGCACUGGAAAUAUCUUUGUUAGGUGUUUAAUCUAAUCUUACGUCAACUAACAUAUUUUAAAUACACUGUUAAGCUUGAUUAAAAAAUUAUUUUAUGGUUUCGAUGAAAAGUGUGAAAGGAAGCAAAAAAAAACAUAGCCAACGAACUGAUAUAGACACUUAAAUAUGUUGGUGACCGGGAAUUUUAGUUUUCUUUUGAAUAAUUAGAACAUAAAUCUUCCAACACAUAAAUUAACACAAUAACUCACAUGUAAUCGCCGCAGUAUAAAAAUCAUCUUUCCCUCUCUCAAAAUCACUCAAAUCCUCCUCUCAUCUUAUCUCUUAAUCACCUUAUAAAACUUUAUCUUAAAAAUAAUAGCUAAAAGUUUCAAACACACACGAUGACGACCCUUAACACUUUCUCUUUCUGGCUGUUAUUUUGUUCCCUUCUCUCCGCCUCAUCGAUUAUCGCUAAAGUUCAACACCAUAACUUCGUCAUACAAGAGACGCCAGUGAAGAGGCUGUGCAAGACCCGUAACGCUAUCACCGUCAACGGAAUGUUCCCGGGACCAACACUCGAAGUCAAUGACGGUGACACUCUUGAAGUCAAAGUCCAUAACCGUGCCCGUUACAAUAUCACCAUCCAUUGGCAUGGUGUGAGGCAGAUGAGAACUGGAUGGGCUGAUGGUCCUGAGUUCGUGACCCAGUGCCCAAUCCGACCCGGAAAGAGCUACACGUACCGUUUCACUAUCCAAGGCCAAGAAGGGACAUUGUGGUGGCACGCGCAUAGCUCCUGGCUCCGAGCCACCGUCUACGGUGCACUCAUCAUCCACCCAGCCCCUGGUUCCUCUUUUCCAUUUCCUAAACCGGAUCGCCAAACCGCCCUCGUGCUCGGGGAGUGGUGGAAUGCAAACCCGGUUAAUGUAAUAAACCAAGCGACUCGAACCGGAGCUGCACCGAAUGUAUCCGAUGCUUAUACCAUCAAUGGCCAACCCGGUGAUCUCUAUAAUUGCUCAACCAAAGGGACUGUUGUAGUACCGGUAAAUUCAGGUGAAACAAGUCUCCUACGAGUGAUCAACGCAGCAUUAAACCAACCGCUAUUUUUCACGGUUGCUAACCACAAACUAACGGUGGUCGGAGCCGACGCUUCCUACCUCAAACCAUUCACCACAAAGGUCCUUAUGUUAGGUCCGGGCCAAACCACCGACGUACUUCUAACCGCCAACCAACCGCCCAAACGCUACUACAUAGCAGCAAGAGCUUACCAAAGCGCCCAAAACGCACCGUUUGAUAACACCACAACCACAGCCAUUCUCCAAUACAGUAAAAAAACAACCACUUCUAAACCAAUCAUGCCGCCUUUGCCUGCCUUCAACCACACGAAAACCGUGACGUCAUUCUCACGAAAAUUCAAAUCUCUUCGAAACGUCGUCGUACCUAAAACAAUCGACGAAAAUUUGUUCUUCACCAUCGGUUUAGGUCUCGAUAAGUGUCCCAAGAAUUUUCCUAAGAGCCGGUGCCAAGGCUUAAACGGGACCCGGUUCACCGCCUCCAUGAACAACGUGUCGUUUGUUCUACCGUCGAAUUUCUCACUCUUGCAAGCACAUUCCAACGGAAUCCCCAACGUUUUCACGACGGAUUUUCCAGCUAAACCGCCGGUUAAAUUCGAUUAUACCGGAAAUAACAUAAGCCGGGGUCUGUUUCAGCCGGUUAAGGGUACUAAGCUGUAUAAACUCAAAUAUGGAACGAGAGUUCAGAUUGUUUUACAGGACACGAACAUUGUUACGUCGGAGAAUCAUCCGAUUCAUCUUCAUGGUUACGAUUUCUACAUUGUCGCAGAAGGGUUUGGUAACUUUAACCCCAAGAAAGAUACUUCUAAAUUUAACCUAGUUGAUCCUCCACUUAGAAACACUGUGGCUGUUCCUGUCAAUGGAUGGGCUGUUAUCAGAUUCGUGGCUGAUAAUCCAGGAGUUUGGUUGAUGCAUUGUCACUUAGAUGUUCAUAUCAAGUGGGGCCUUGGUAUGGCGUUUUUGGUCGAGAAUGGUGUCGGAGAGUUGGAAACUCUUGAAGCUGCUCCUCAUGAUCUACCUGUGUGCUAGUAUCAUCAUUCUUAAUCGAGAUUCAAGAGUGAAAGUCGCUAUUUUUAGAAGAAUAUUCAAAUUUUUUGUAUUGCUUUGGAUUAAAUGUAUAAUCCUGUUUCCCUUUGCGUAGUAAAUGUAAGUGUUCAAUGUUUGUCAUAGUUCAUAUUCUCUGUCUUACCAAUUAUUGUAGUUUGUCUUUGAAGGAAAUUCAAAAUUAUGAAAAGAAUAUAGAAUUUUGAGCACCAUGUUU
This is a messenger RNA of Brassica rapa (field mustard), 8316 nucleotides long. RefSeq names its product laccase-12. NCBI's taxonomy places the organism in Eukaryota, Viridiplantae, Streptophyta, Magnoliopsida, Brassicales, Brassicaceae. Gene Ontology annotation, biological process: lignin catabolic process. Gene Ontology annotation, molecular function: hydroquinone:oxygen oxidoreductase activity; copper ion binding. Gene Ontology annotation, cellular component: apoplast. The record is from RefSeq and is a predicted model, not a curated record.